AAGAGGAAGUGACCGGCGCUCCAUUCGUAGACAGAGGCAGCUUAUGCAGCGUGUGUUUAUGCUGCAGCUACUUAUUAACAUUAAAAAAUAAAAUUGUCGUGAUGGUGAAGUUAACAGCCGAGAUGAUUGAGCAGGCUGCUCAGUUCACCAACCCGGUCAGAGACAGAGAACUGGAUUUAAGAGGUUAUAAAAUCCCAGUUCUGGAAAAUCUUGGAGCAACUCUGGACCAGUUUGACACCAUUGACCUUUCUGAUAAUGAAGUCAGAAAACUGGAUGGCUUUCCGUUGCUGAAAAGACUAAAAACACUUUUAGUGAACAACAACAAGAUUUGUCGUAUAGGUGAGAGUCUGGAACAGUGUCUGCCAAAUCUCAAAGAACUGGUUCUCACAAACAACAACAUCCAGGACCUGGGAGACCUGGAUCCUCUGGCUUCAGUGAAGACACUCAGUCUCCUCAGCCUUUUGAGGAAUCCUGUGACCAACAAGAAACAUUACAGGCUGUAUGUCAUCAACAAAAUCCCCCAGGUCCGGGUUCUGGAUUUCCAGAAGGUAAAGCUAAAGGAACGUCAGGAGGCGGAGAAAAUGUUCAAAGGCAAACGAGGUGUUCAACUCGCAAAGGAUAUUGCCAAGCGAACGAAAACAUUCACACCAGGGGCCGCUGCACAGCUUGAGAAGAAGAGGGCGGGGCCCUCACAGGCAGACGUGGAAGCUGUCAAGAACGCCAUCGCCAAUGCAUCGUCUCUGGCAGAGGUGGAGAGGUUGAAGGGGAUGCUGCAGGCUGGUCAGAUCCCAGGGCGAGAUCUUAGAUCAGGUGCAGCGAGCAUGGUGGAGGAAGAGGAAGAGGAGGAGGAGGAGAGUGAACAGAUGGAGACACAGAUGGGUGGAGCUCCUGAUCUGGACAUGAACGUUGAGAAUCAAGACAUGGAUGAGGAACCUCAUGUCAACGGUUCCGCAGAUGAGCUGUUAGCCGACUGUUCACCGGAAAUCCAGAGUAAGAGCGAGUCAAUCAUGGACAAAGUAGGGGUCGGUGACGGUGGAGGAAAUUACCGAGUGGAACAACCGCCUCCCCAUAACCAGGACCUGAGUACGCUGGGCAUGAUGGCAGGAGAGUUUCUGUCCCAGUACGGAUGGUACCUGCUGCUGGUGUGUGUCUUGGUCUACCUGCUCAUCCAGCACCUGAACCGAAGAAGCUCCAGCAGGAGCCACAGCAGUGACACAGCAACGCCUGAAGAUGCUGUCGUAGUGAAACAACGACAUGAAGCCAUGGAGGCGGCUCGAAGGAGGAUGCAGGAGGAGCUGGAUGCCAGGGCGUCUGCUUUUAUAGAGAAACAGAAACAGCAAGUGGAGGAGAAAAGGAAGCAGAAAAUUGAGAUCUGGGAGAGCGUUCAACAAGGAAAAAGCUACAAAGGAUCUGCCAAACUUUCUCAGACUGGUGAACAGUCGAACCCAACGCCAACUGUUCUGAAAUCAAAGACCGACAAGAAGCCCCUCCGUGGCACUGACUAUAACCCCCUGAGUGGCAAUGGAGGAGGCACCUGCACCUGGAGACCUGGCCGUAGGGGGCCUUCUUCAGGGGGAUGAGGUUAAAGUAGGUCAGAGUUGUCAGGUCUGUGUGACCUAUGACCUCUGACAUGUUUAUUGCACACAGGACUGAGUGAAACAAGCUGACAAUGUCAUCAAACACAUAUUUUGAUUUUCUUUCUUGUUUUCGACUCUCUGCCUCUCACUCUACACUGGUGAAAUGUUUCCUCAUCUAACGAUGACUGGCGCCUCUGCUGGUGAAUCCACGCAUUGAAAGCUUGUAAUGAAGCCGUUCCUGUCAAUGGUUUGUAACCAGCGGGUCUGGCUGAUGUAUUUCACAGUCUGUGUGCUACCUGAACAUAUUUGAUUACGUUUUAAAGUCAGCUGUCCAGAGGUGGCGCUGCACAGCACUGGGUGUCUAUACAACAGGAAUGGACGUUACAAAUAGAAGCCUCCAGUCAAUGAUACAGUAAAUCUGUAGCUUUUGUUACACUGCCCCCUAUAGAUACAGGGAUGAAUUGAAGAGUUUCGAGUCUUGACGUUUGAAAUGUUUGAUUUUCCAGGACCACUCCUGUUGUAUAUCAACCCUGUUGUAUAUCAACCUUAGACACAGCCACUCAGAUUAUAAAUAUAUAUUUUAUUUGUCAUCAAUGAAGGGAAAUGUAGGUUUAUUAUCAUACAUGUUUGUAAACAAUAAAAUCAAUAAAAACAUUUACUUAAUUUCUU
Molecule: messenger RNA, 2246 nt
Organism: Cynoglossus semilaevis (tongue sole)
Lineage: Eukaryota; Metazoa; Chordata; Actinopteri; Pleuronectiformes; Cynoglossidae
Gene: snrpa1
Product: small nuclear ribonucleoprotein polypeptide A'
Exons: 15
Coding region: 102-1580 (492 amino acids)
Biological process (GO): mRNA splicing, via spliceosome; intracellular protein transport
Cellular component (GO): endoplasmic reticulum membrane; U2 snRNP
Molecular function (GO): U2 snRNA binding; protein binding
Source: RefSeq, a predicted model, not a curated record